AAUAUCCCAAAAGGAUUAGAAAGUGAAAAGAAGAGAAGAGAGUCGCUUCUUCAGCUUUCCCCUCCUGCAAUCGACCAAGCGAAAAUAAACUUUAGCGAUGAAGCGAUCCAUCAGCGAAACCGUCGGAUCUUCAUCUUCGAACUCACUCGAUCCCAAGAAGCCAGUCUUCCUCACCAAAGCCCAGCGCGAAGAGCUAGCCCUAAAACGCCGCCAGGAUCAAAUCUCCGACCUCCGUAACCGCCGCGAGCAGAUCCCUCCCUCCGAUCCGGAGACUGAAGACACCAAGGACCGAGAUCGCGAUAACAGGGAGAGAGACAGAGGCCGAGAUCGGGAUCGAGAUCGCGAUAACAGGGAUAGAGAACGCGAACGCGACCGCCGCGAGCGGGAUCGCGAUUCGGACCGGCGAGUCCGAGAGCGUGAGCGGGAGGAGGAAGCGAAGGCGAAGGAGAAGGCGCGAGUGGAGAAGCUGGUUGAGCGGGAGCGGGAGAAGGAGCUGGACGCGAUCAAGGAGCAGUACCUGGGAGGGAAGAAGCCGAAGAAGAGAGUGAUAAGACCGAGCGAGAAGUUCCGCUUCUCCUUCGACUGGGAGAACACGGAGGACACUUCCCGAGACAUGAACGCGCUCUACCAGAACCCACACGAGGCCCAGCUCCUCUUCGGGAGAGGCUUCCGCGCCGGGAUGGACCGCCGCGAGCAGAAGAAGCAGGCGGCGAAGCACGAGAGGGAGACGCGGGACGAGAUACGCAAGAAGGACGGCGUGGUGGAGAGGCCCGAGGAGGCUGCUGCUCAGAAGGUGAGGGAAGAGGCUGCCGACGCGUAUGACUCGUUUGAUAUGAGGGUUGAUAGGCAUUGGAGCGAUAAGAGGCUGGAGGAGAUGAGCGAGAGGGACUGGCGUAUCUUCAGGGAGGAUUUCAAUAUCUCUUACAAAGGGUCGAGGAUCCCUAGGCCGAUGAGGAGCUGGGAGGAGAGUAAGCUGAGCUCUGAGCUUUUGAAAGCUGUGGAGAGAGCUGGCUACAGGAAGCCUUCUCCUAUUCAGAUGGCGGCUAUACCGCUAGGACUGCAGCAGCGCGAUGUGAUCGGUAUCGCGGAGACUGGUUCUGGAAAGACUGCUGCUUUUGUUUUGCCUAUGUUGGCUUACAUUUCUAGGUUGCCGCCUAUGAGCGAGGAGAAUGAAACGGAGGGUCCUUACGCUGUGGUUAUGGCGCCUACUAGGGAGCUUGCUCAGCAGAUUGAGGAGGAGACUGUUAAGUUUGCGCAUUACCUAGGGUUUAGGGUGACUUCUAUAGUGGGUGGUCAGUCUAUUGAGGAACAGGGGUUGAAGAUAACACAAGGGUGUGAGAUUGUGAUUGCUACUCCUGGUCGUUUGAUUGAUUGCCUCGAGAGGAGGUAUGCUGUGCUGAACCAGUGUAACUAUGUGGUGCUUGAUGAGGCAGAUCGGAUGAUAGACAUGGGUUUCGAGCCUCAGGUUGCAGGCGUGUUGGAUGCGAUGCCUUCGAGUAAUCUGAAACCGGAGAACGAAGAGGAAGAGCUUGACGAGAAGAAGAUUUACAGAACGACGUAUAUGUUCAGUGCUACAAUGCCUCCCGGUGUAGAGAGGCUCGCUAGGAAGUACUUGAGGAACCCUGUUGUUGUCACCAUUGGUACUGCAGGAAAGGCCACGGAUUUGAUCUCGCAGCACGUGAUUAUGAUGAAAGAAUCUGAGAAGUUCUUUAGGUUGCAGAAACUGCUGGAUGAGCUCAACGACAAAACCGCCAUUGUCUUUGUUAACACGAAGAAAAACUGCGACUCUAUUGCUAAGAAUCUUGACAAGGCAGGGUACCGCGUCACGACCUUGCACGGUGGGAAAUCGCAGGAGCAGAGAGAGAUCAGCUUGGAAGGAUUCAGAGCGAAGAGAUACAACGUCCUUGUCGCAACAGAUGUUGUGGGACGUGGUAUCGAUAUUCCGGAUGUGGCUCAUGUCAUAAACUAUGACAUGCCUAAACAUAUAGAGAUGUAUACUCAUCGUAUCGGGCGUACAGGACGUGCUGGGAAGAGCGGUGUUGCGACUUCGUUCCUGACACUUCAUGAUACUGACGUCUUUUAUGAUCUGAAGCAGAUGCUUGUUCAGAGCAACAGUGCGGUGCCACCUGAGCUGGCUAGACAUGAAGCGUCCAGAUUCAAACCAGGUACGGUUCCUGAUAGACCACCAAGACACAGUGACACUGUCUACAUAAACUGAGGGGCCUAAAGGAUCUGUUGGAUUUGUUCUUGAAAUUUUCCAGUCAUGUUUACCUUUUGGGAGAAUCGGUAUCUCCUUUACUCUUAAGUGAUCUCAUGUGUUACCUUUAUGAUUUGUAGUCUGAUAUUGAAGGAAUCAGUAGUUGAAACUUGA
Raphanus sativus (radish) is the source of this 2371-nucleotide messenger RNA. RefSeq names its product DEAD-box ATP-dependent RNA helicase 21. The coding region runs from base 98 to 2218 and encodes 706 amino acids. Gene Ontology annotation, biological process: mRNA splicing, via spliceosome. Gene Ontology annotation, molecular function: RNA helicase activity; ATP binding; RNA binding. NCBI's taxonomy places the organism in Eukaryota, Viridiplantae, Streptophyta, Magnoliopsida, Brassicales, Brassicaceae. The record is from RefSeq and is a predicted model, not a curated record. Gene Ontology annotation, cellular component: catalytic step 2 spliceosome. The transcript has a single exon.